AGCACUUACUAUCAUGUUUCACAUAGCAUUUCCCUCAUGUUUCCGCUACCUACAGCCGUUUCAAAGAUUUGAGAAAACAACCCUGGUCUGCCUCACUCUCUCCACUUUUUUGUCCCACUUUGCCAUCUUUCCUCUUGGCUUCGUGCCGUACAGUCGUUUCCUGUUUACACUCGUCACUCUGUUUCAGAGUUAGGCAUUUUGCCCAUCCGUCAUGACUUCUCCCAAGAAGGAUGAGAAGUCUCGCCUGGAUUCAGUGGAGCAAAACAUGUCAUCCAUGCAACAGGGAAUGUCUACAAUGCAGCAUGAAUUGACUGGCAUCUCAGCCCUGCUACAUAAUCUCCUGGGCAACCAGGAUGUAAUCAUCGAGGGUCAUGAAGAGGUGCCCAUAGUGGAUGAUGUGGCACACCAAGAAAGCAAUGCACAGGAUCAAGAUGGCCAGGACCUUGAACUCCUUGAGCAGGUCGGCGCUCCCCCUCUCCAGGAGCAUGCAGAGCCACCUGUUGAUGACGAAUCACCAGCUGACCCACGAGAGCAACCAGGGACUGCAUUUUUGCUCCCCCAGCCGGAGGAUUCCUCCACCUCUUACCCUGCAGAGGUGGCGGACUUCAUCUCUCGGUCGUGGACUCUGGAGGGCAGGUCGGAGAGGUCUAAGAGGCCAAAAGGCACGCCUACACUUAAAUUGCCCUGCCUCCAGACCCCAAUCCUGGACCGUGAGAUUCAAACAUUCGGGGCCGGUCGCUGCUUUCCUGUCAACAUUUCACGGGACAGGAAGCUGCAGCAUAUACAAGAGGCCUUCACAGAGGCCCUGGAACCCCUAGCCAUGCUCCUCACGGCCACUGUUGAUGGACCCCCCUCAAAGGCCACAGUGGCAGCGGCAGUGGCAAGGGCUACCGCGUUAGUGGCACACGCCAAUGCUCUGAUGACCCGCGAAAGGCGGGAGUGGGCCCUGACCACAUUCCCGGACUCGAUGAAGAGCCUUAUUCCAGGACUCCCGGAGCCAGCGGGGGAGGACACCGGCCGCUUGUUCGGCCGGCAGUUCCUAACCCUUUUACAGGAGAAUGCGCAGUUGCUACGCUCACUAGACACCGCAGUGGAGGCGGGUCUGCAGAGGCCAGCAGGUGACACUCUCCCGAUGACAUCCAAGCGCCUGAGGCUACCAUUCAGAAGCCAGCUGUCCCGACAGCCCUUUCCGUAUGCCCCCCCCUCGCAUACAAGCUUCAGAGGGCGGGGGUAUGCUCGUCGCGCCAACGGUAAGUUCCUCAACACUACCUUCCUCCCAAAUCAAAACUGCGGGCAGAAUAGCACAGUGUCUUCCGGAAUGGUUAAAGUUGUCUCAGGACCCUUGGAUCCUCCAAGUAGUUCAGGGUUACCGUUUAGACCUUCUUGGAGUCCCCCACCAGCCCUCUCGUCCCCCAGCUCCAGCUAUGUCCCUUGCUCAAUCACACCUGGUCGAAGAGGAGGUAUCCGCGCUCAUUGCAAAAGGGGCUAUAUCAGCAAUUCCAUGCAAGGAGGCCACAUUUGUAUCUCCCCUGUUUCUUGUCCCCAAGAAAGACGGAGGGGUUCGUCCGGUCCUCAACCUCCGCCACCUGAACCACUUCAUAAGGUACGAGCACUUCAAAAUGGAAGGCUGGCACACAGUGAGAUCCUUAAUCUUGCCGAACGACUUCAUGACACGGAUAGAUCUAAAGGAUGCCUACUUGUCGGUCCCAAUCCACGUCAAGCACAGGAACCUUCUUUGCUUCCACUGGCGAAUGUGCAUGUAUCAAUGGAACGUCCUCCCAUUUGGCCUCUCCUCAGCGCCAAGGGUAUUCACGAAACUCCUCAAACCAUUCGUGGCCUUCUUUCGAUCCCAAGGAGCAAGGCUAGUGAUUUAUCUCGACGAUAUUUUGCUCUUUCACCAAACCGCGUCAGACCUUCUAGCAUUAACCACGGAAGUGGUGGCAAUGUUGUCCUCCCUCGGAUUUCUGGUGAACAUGACAAAAUCGCAAACAGUACCGUGUCAGUCACUCCAAUUCCUCGGAUUCGUUCUAGACACAUGUUCCAUGCAGAUAUCCCUUCCUCUGGAAAAGAGGAAUUUGCUGUUGGAUGCCAUACAGGAACUCCUACAGAAGAAAGUGGCGUCCGCCAGACAACUGUCUCGAGUAAUAGGGAAGCUCAAUGCAACGGUCCUAGCAGUUUUUCCAGCUCCAUUGUACUACAGGGCCCUCCAACGCCUCAGGAACUCCACUCUUUUGCACGGAUCCUGGGACUCUCAGGUUCAUCUAUCCAAGGUUGCCCUGGAGGAGCUCACCUGGUGGGUGACAAAUAUCCACUGUUGUCUGGGUCGCUCCUUGCUAGAGGACCAGAUUGUUCGAGUAAUUCAGUCGGACAGCUCCCUAUCUCGGUGGGGAGCAGUUUGUGGGGAGGAAACAAUUGGAAAUCUGUGGGGCCCCCUGGAGGGCAGCAUGCAUAUCAACGAUCUCGAGCUGAAAGCAGCCUUUCUUGCCCUUCAAGCUUUUACCAAGGACCUCAAACAGGGCUGUGUCCUACUUCAGAUGGACAAUACGGCGGCGAUAGCAGCAAUCAACAAGCUCGGCAGUGCGCGAUCUAUAACACUUUCAACCACAGCUCGCGACCUCUGGUCUUGGUGCUUCCAACAGGGGAUUUCAGUCAGGGCAGAGCACAUUCCAGGCAGGCUGAAUACCCAUGCAGAUUGGGCAUCUCGUCACCUCCUCGACAGCAGCAGUUGGCAGCUGCUUCCUCUGGUCUUUGCACAAAUCAAACACCUCUGGGGCCCAUUUGGAGUGGACCUGUUUGCCGACCACACAAAUUACCAACUGCCAAUUUUUUACAGCUGGAAGCCAGACCCACUGUCGAGUGGAGUGGACGCCUUUACAAAGGACUGGAGCGGGAUGUCCAAGUACGCAUUCCCACCUUUUGCCCUGAUAGGGCGCUGCCUUCAGAAACUCCAAUCCUCUCGACUGAUCCUGUGCUUGAUCACCCCAGUUUGGCCAACACAGCCCUGGUACCCGUCCCUCCUCCAUUUAGCAGUCGACUUCCCACGACUCCUCCCCCACUCUCCCAACCUGCUACUGAACAGAGCAAACGCUGGACACCCCUUAAUUUUGAGAGAUGGUCUUCGGUUAGCAGCUUGGAGGGUAUCCAGCGACCCCUCCCACCAAGUCAAUUUUCUCAGUCAGCUGCCGCUCUCCUCUCAGCAGCCUGGCGACCAAACACCAAAGCGGUCUAUACGGCAUGUUGGAAAAGGUGGUCUAGCUGGUGUGGUAGGCAGCAGAUUAAUCCACUUUCUCCCUCUCUAACCGAAUUUGUCAACUUCUUAGCAUCUCUCCAUGAUGAAGGCCUCUCGUAUAGAACCAUUGGAUGCUACCGUUCAGCUAUCUCUCAGUCAGUCAACUCGGUUGAUGGUCAGGACUUAGGGACACACCGUGUAGUUUCAAAACUACUAAAGGGUAUCUUCAACACUUCACCUCCACAGACCAGGUAUGCUGAACUCUGGCCAGUAUCACAGGUCACGGUCUACUUGCGGUCUUUGGGUAACAACUCUGACCUGGCUCUAACCAUGUUGUCUUAUAAGCUGUGCAUGCUCUUGGCCUUGUCCACUGCAGGUAGAUCAGCAGACCUAGCCCUGCUGUCGACUCAAAUUCUGUCUAAAUCGCAAGGCGGUUGGACCUUGGCCCUAAUGGGGGUCAGGAAGACCUCACGACCAGGUCACCAUUGUGGCUCUAUGCUCGUCCCUUCUCUGCCUCCAGAGGAACUUCUGUGUCCAGUAUCUUGCCUUCAAAGAUACUUGAAUUUGACAAAACCACUCAGAGGCACAACACCCCAGCUCUUAAUUUCCACACGUAAACCUCACAGAGCAGCCUCUAGGGACACAAUUGCUCAAUGGUUGAAGCGAGUUCUUAAAGCAGCAGGUAUAGACACACGACACUUCUCUGCCCAUUCCACACGUGGUGCCUCGACUUCUACAGCCAUGCAGAAGGGUGUAUCGAUUGCUGAGAUUUUGAAUGCAGCAGACUGGUCAUCUGAAUCUACCUUUCGGCGCUUCUAUCACAGGUCGUGCACGACCACAAACUUUGCCUCUCAAGUGCUGAGCUAAGCGUUGAACAUGCUAUGUGAAACAUGAUAGUAAGUGCUGGAGGAUACUGAUAUAUAAUUACCAGUUUUAACGAAUGGUACUUACCUGAAGUUGAAGCUGGAAUUAUAUGAAGUAUCCGGAAGCACUUACUAUCAUGGGGAACACUCCCACCCUUCACCCGGCCCUUAGUGUCAUUAAUGUUUUGGCAUUCAU
Molecule: messenger RNA, 4288 nt
Organism: Ornithodoros turicata
Lineage: Eukaryota; Metazoa; Arthropoda; Arachnida; Ixodida; Argasidae
Exons: 2
Coding region: 212-4096 (1294 amino acids)
Biological process (GO): DNA integration; DNA recombination
Molecular function (GO): DNA binding
Source: RefSeq, a predicted model, not a curated record